UCGCUUUCGUUGUCGAGGUCGAGAGAGAGAGAUCGGGCGCUAGAUUGGUUGACGACGCUUCUCCGCUCCCUCUCUCUCUCUCUUUCUCCUUAAGCUUUAGAAAUAUUCUCCGUCUUUGAUUGUCAACGCGUUUACUCUGAGAAUUUUUUUUGAGCUGAAGAUUCUCGAGCCGCAGGAUUAUUCCGAUCGACCAUCAUGGCUGCUGGAAACAAGAACAUCAACGCGAAAUUGGUGUUACUUGGAGAUGUCGGAGCUGGGAAAUCAAGUCUCGUGUUGCGGUUUGUGAAAGAUCAGUUUGUUGAAUUCCAGGAAUCAACCAUAGGUGCUGCCUUUUUCUCGCAAACACUAGCUGUGAAUGAUGCAACUGUAAAAUUUGAGAUAUGGGAUACAGCUGGUCAGGAACGAUACCAUAGCUUGGCUCCUAUGUACUACAGGGGUGCAGCAGCUGCAAUUAUUGUCUUUGACAUUACAAAUCAAGCAUCGUUUGAGAGGGCAAAGAAAUGGGUUCAGGAACUGCUGGCACAAGGCAACCCAAAUAUGGUGAUGGCCCUUGCUGGGAACAAAUCUGAUAUGUUAGAUGCUAGGAAGGUUUCUGCAGAAGAGGCACAGACGUAUGCUCAGGAGAACGGCCUCUUCUUCAUGGAAACCUCAGCAAAGACUGCAGCUAACGUCAAAGACAUAUUCUACGAAAUCGCGAGGAGGCUACCUCGGGUACAGCCAGCACAAAACUCGACAGGAAUGGUUCUCUCGGACAGGCCAGCAGGGAGCGGAGUGAGUUCAACAUCCUGUUGUGCUUAGAUAUGUCCCAUUUUGGAUGCUUCUCCUCUUACACUUGUUUGAUGUAAUAUAACAUAAAACUGUCAUUGUAUGUAGAGAGAGAUCUGAGACUACUGUAUAUGAUGACUGCCUUUGUCAUUGUGAAGAUAUAUAUGUACGGGAGAUUUCACCUCUGUUGUGAUGGAUU
Messenger RNA from Tarenaya hassleriana, 964 nucleotides. RefSeq names its product ras-related protein RABF2b-like. The coding region runs from base 196 to 798 and encodes 200 amino acids. Gene Ontology annotation, molecular function: GTPase activity; GTP binding. Lineage: Eukaryota; Viridiplantae; Streptophyta; Magnoliopsida; Brassicales; Cleomaceae. The record is from RefSeq and is a predicted model, not a curated record. The transcript has 7 exons.